This is a messenger RNA of Corylus avellana, 4356 nucleotides long. RefSeq names its product protein PHLOEM PROTEIN 2-LIKE A1. Gene Ontology annotation, molecular function: carbohydrate binding. NCBI's taxonomy places the organism in Eukaryota, Viridiplantae, Streptophyta, Magnoliopsida, Fagales, Betulaceae. The record is from RefSeq and is a predicted model, not a curated record.
UCCUACUCCAAAAGGAAUUCCCCCCUCCCCCCUCUAAAAAAAAAGAUGACCUCUACACUCUCGCCUUGAGACAGAGGAAGGAAAUACACGAAAGGGAAGCUGUUUUUUUGUUUUUUUUGGUACACGAAGGGGAAGCUGUUAAGCUCUACGUUAACCGGGUAAGAAGACUUGACGAAAGUUGGGUGGGACAGGGGGUGACAGAUCUGUUCAAUCUCCUUGUUUCUUGGUGCCAUCAAAAAGCCAUAUAUGGAGACGAUCAUUAGCACUGCUAUAUCCUUGAUCUCAGAUACGUAUUCUUCUGUCCGUGGCGUGAGGGUAGAUGUAAAGAACCUCUCAAGUAAGCUCUCGGUUACCAAAGCUGUGCUUGCAGAUGCGGAGAACACGCAAGUGAACAAUCCACAAUUGAAAGAUUGGCUCGAAAAGCUCAAGCAGGCAGCUUUUGAUGUUGAAGACGUAUUGGAAACUUUGGCAGCAGAAGCUUAUCAUAGGAAAAAGAGGCAGAGUGCGUUACGGAACUCCUCUAAAUAUGAUACAGCACAUAAGAUCAAGAAUAUUUCCAAAAUUUUUGAUAUAAUUGCUGAAGAAAAAAACAAAUUCCAUCUCGACAAAGUUAAUGUCGGUAGGUCUGAGAUCCCAAACUACACUAGCUUUUUUGUGGAUAGGUCAGAUGUAGUUGGUAGGGAGGCUGAUAAAGAAAUCAUAACACAUAUGAUGCUUUCGGAUGAAUUCGAUAUAGAAGACAGCGUUUCUGUGAUUUCAAUCAUAGGGAUGGGAGGCCUGGGCAAAACAACUCUUGCUCAACUUGUCUUCAACGACGAGAGGGUAAGUGCUCAUUUCGAAGCAAAGAUGUGGGUCUGCGUCAAUGUUGAGUUUGACCUCACGAGGAUUCUUAAAGAAAUGAUUCAAUUUCAUUCUACCUACAGUUCCGGCUCCACAAGCCACCUACAGUUCCGGCUUCGGGACAUCUUGAGAGGAAAACGUUUCUUACUUGUUCUAGAUGAUGUCUGGACAGAGGAUAUCUCAAAAUGGGACUCCCUGCGAGUUCUCUUGAAACAGGGGGAAAAGGGUAGCAGAGUUUUGGUAACCAGUCCGAGUAUCAGGGUUGGGGAAAUUGUAGGCACUCAACCUUCCUAUCGUUUGCAAUAUUUGCCUGAAAAUGAAUGCUGGUCAUUGUUUGCAAAGAUUGCAUUUGGGAAUAUUGGCACAACUUUAUCCCGCGAGAAGCGGGAAGAAUUGGAAGAAAUUGGUAGACUAAUCGUUAGAAAGUGCCAAGGUCUCCCAUUGGCAGUCAAGGCAAUGGGAAGUAUCUUGCACAGUCACAUUGAUGAUGUAAAUAAAUGGUGGCAGAUUCAAAGAAGUGAGAUAUGGGAAAUAGAAGGACUUGGAGCUGACUCUCUCAAUGUUAUGGCUGUUCUAAAAUUGAGCUAUUAUUACCAUCUACCUGCUUAUCUAAAGCCUUGUUUUGAGUACUGUUCCUUAUUUCCUAAAUCCCAUGUUUUUUAUAAGGAAGAGUUGGUCAAACUCUGGAUGGCGGAAGGAUACAUACAAUCCGGGGGAGGUGAUAUGAUGGAGGAGGCUGGGAUUGCAUAUUUUAGUGAGCUUUUACUAAGAUUCUUCUUUCAUCCCUCAACCAUUGACAACAAGGAGAUAUACAUCAUGCCUGAUCUUAUCCAUGACUUGGCACAAUUAGUGUCGAGCCCCAAUUGCAUUCAGGUGAAGGACAAUGAGCUAUGCAGUUUCUCUAAACAAUCUCAUCACGUGUCCUUGCUCGGUAAAGAUGUCAAGCGGCCCAUGUUGGAGAUUGUCAAUAAUGCUUUGAAGCUGCGCACACUUCUACUUCCUAGUGGCCACUUGGAAAACUUUGAUCAAGCCCUUCAGAAAGUGUUUCAUACUUUGAAAUACUUGCGUGUGUUGGAUCUUAGUUCAACCCAGAUCUCGAAAUUGGCUGACUCAAUUGAAGAGUUGAAGUUGUUGCGCUACCUCGACCUCUCUAGAACAGAAAUCAGAAUUCUCCCCAACUCAAUUUGCAAUCUAUUCUAUUUGCAAACAUUGAAACUCCUGGGGUGCCUUUGGCUUUCUAGUUUGCCCAAAGACAUGGGGAAUUUGGUUAAUCUUCGACAUCUUGAACUCGAUGAUAUGUUCUGGUUCAAGCUCCCCACGUUGCCACCAAGCAUGGGGAACUUGGCCAGUCUGCACAAUUUGCCCGUAUUUCAAGUUGGCCAUGAGAAUGGAUAUGGAAUUGAAGAAUUGGAGAAAAUGACACAUCUUUCAGGAGCAUUGCAUAUCUCAAAGCUAGAGAAGGCUCCUAAUGUAGGAGCGGCCAAGUUGAAUGAGAAGAAGAGCCUUGACAAGUUGGUGUUUGAAUGGAGUGACAGAGUUGUCAAUACACAAGAUGAAGCAACGAUUGAAAAUAGUGUUCUCGAAGAUCUACAGCCUCACUCAAACCUCAAAGAGCUCCAAAUUUUACGUUAUAGGGGCAAUGAAUUUCCUGCUUGGAUGAAAGAAGGGCAGCUCCAAAAUUUAGUUAGCCUUACCUUGAACGGUUGCCUAAAAUGCAAAAUCCUCGCUCUAGGUGAUGAGUUACCCAAUCUUCGAGAGCUCUACAUCAAAGGUAUGCAUGAGUUAGAGAAAUGGGUGGAGGUUGAAUGCUACUCCCUUCGCCUGCUAAAGUUGAGUAAUUGUCCGGAGCUAAGGGAGUUGCCUAACAUCUUUCCAAUUUUAGAUUACUUGAAGAUCAAGAGAUGUAAUUCCUUAAGGGCUCUUCCAGUGGUUCCAUAUUUGCAGAUUCUAAUACUUAUCGACAAUCUUAUUCUGGAGGAUUGGCAUGAAGUAAAUCUGGUGAUGGAAGUUGAUAAUGAUCAAGGCCAACGUAAAACCAGUCCCCAACCCUCUCUGAUUGAAUUGUUAGAACUGAAAGUAAUAAGCUGCCCAAAGCUGCAGGCACUGCCAGAGAUCUUCGCUCCACAAAAGCUGGAGAUCAGUCAGUGUGAGUUACUGACCACUUUCCCACCACCACAAAAUGCCCGACGUCUUCAGCAUUUAGCACUGGAUGGAUGUGAUGACGGAGCAUUAGUGAGGGCAAUACCAGAUACCAACUAUCUAGACUCGUUGGUUAUUUCCAGCAUCUCAAACAUAUCCCCACUUCCGAAAUGGCCCCAAUUUCCAUGGCUCAAGGCGUUGUACAUUCGUGAUUGCAAAGAUCUGGUGUCCUUGUCCAACGGAGAAGAAGGGUCGCUGCAAACCUUGACCUCUCUCAAACUGCUUUCCAUCAGAAAUUGUGAAAAGCUGGAGACACUAAAUGAGGAGCUACCCAUUUCGCUGGAGUGUUUGAUUAUCGCAUCAUGCCCCCUUCUCAACUCAUUUUCACUGAAGAACCUCCCUUCACUCACUGACGUUUACAUUGAGGACUGCCCUUUGCUCCAGUCCUUGCCCGAGGAUGUGCUUCCCAGCUCUCUUCAACAUUUGCUAAUCAAAACAUGUCCCCUGUUAACUCAGCGAUGCCAAAAGGAGGGUGGAGGAGGUCCAGAUUGGCCCAAAAUUGAGCACAUUCCUGACCUGGAGAUUGACAAUUCCCAUAUAGUCUUCCCAUUAACAUCAAUAGCAAAGCCACCAGUUUGGUGUUUUCUACUUUUGCUAUGCUGUGGAGCUUCUUUAACUUCACUGGAAGAAGAGACGGUGAAGAAUGCGGCAACAGAUCAUAACAAAGCACAGUCCGGAGAAAUAUUCCUAGAGCACAAAAAGAAGAAGAAAUGGGCUGAUGAGAAGACUGGUCAUUCUUGCUUCAUGUUGCACGCAAGGUCACUCAAUAUCUGUUCGAGUCAUCUUGAAUACUGGAUUUGGAAUUGUUUCAAGGAAACAAGUGAAGAAAACAUUGAAGUAGCAAAACUUUCGCAUGUUUGUUGGCUGGACGUGAGAGGAAAAUUGAGUGUGUCAGAGCUGUCGCCAGUAGUUGUGUAUGAAAUUGUGUAUGUUGUUAAGCUGACAAAGGGGGCUUCUGGGUGGGAAUUCCCUAUCCUGCUUAGACUCUCACUCCCAGAUGGGAGAGUUCAAGAACGCCAAGUUAGCCUUUUGGAGAAGCCUAGAAGACAAUGGAUUGAGCUCAAUGUCGGCAACUUCCAGACCAAGAAUGGAGAAUCUGGAGAAGUGGGCUUCGAUAUUUAUCAGCAUGGAGGACAUUGGAAAAAGGGACUCAUAAUUAAAGGUGCCAUCUUUAGGCCAAAGCAUACGACUCUGUGAUCACUCAAAAUGAAAGAUAGGAUGCAAAAAUGUUUGUUUGUUUGUUUUUAACAAAGCUCUCUCUCACUCCCUGAAUGAGUUCCAUAAUUCAAAUGGCUUUUGAUCAUGGUUCAAACUGCA